Messenger RNA from Epinephelus moara (kelp grouper), 4764 nucleotides. RefSeq lists its product as uncharacterized. NCBI's taxonomy places the organism in Eukaryota, Metazoa, Chordata, Actinopteri, Perciformes, Serranidae. The record is from RefSeq and is a predicted model, not a curated record. Bases 1 to 744 code for a protein of 247 amino acids. The transcript has 9 exons.
AUGCAGCCCUGGAAGUGGGUUAGCCCAGAGCAGCUCCUGAGACCAGACUAUCCAGUGCACAGAAUGCCUGUGAUGAGCAACUGGCCAGGGCCGAACUGCAUUUCUCCUUCAGUGGAGGAGCACGCUGCAACAGAUGGUGAGAAUUUGGUCAAGUCGGAGAAUGAUGAGGAUACGGUCAAGUCAGAGAACACUUCAACAGAAGAUGUGGUGUUGGUCCAGCCUUUGGACAAUCUAAGGAGAACAGAAAGCAGAGGGUCCUGUGACUCUGGUGUGUCCUUCAAGAGUGAUCGGUCAAGAGAACUCGGCAUUGAUUUCAAAAAAAGAUCCCCUUUCAGAAGGAGAACAGAAAGCAGAGGGUCCUGUGACUCUGGUGUGUCCUUCAAGAGUGAUCGAUCAAGAGAACUCGGCAUUGAUUUCAAAAAAAGAUCCCCUUUCAGCCCAGAGCAGCUCCUGAGACCAGACUAUCCAGUGCACAGAAUGCCUGUGAUGAGCAACUGGCCAGGGCCGAACUGCAUUUCUCCUUCAGUGGAGGAGCACGCUGCAACAGAUGGUGAGAAUUUGGUCAAGUCGGAGAAUGAUGAGGAUACGGUCAAGUCAGAGAACACUUCAACAGAAGAUGUGGUGUUGGUCCAGCCUUUGGACAAUCUCCUAGUGCAGCAGCCAAGGCCAGACUGUCCAGUACACAGUGGGAUCAUGGAGAGCACCUGGCCACCAUGCGGCUUUUGCUUAUGUGACAUGCACUAGACGAUCCAAGACCAGAUCCAGGUGUCUAAAGUGGAAUGGAAACAUCACUGAGCCAACCGUCAGCAGCUACCUCUGCUCGUCUGUUCAGCACCUCUUUGUUCUUUGUUCUCUGUUAAAAGAAAAAAAAAGCAAUAAUGAUUUUCAUAAUUACCAACUACUUUCUUAAUACCAACCUGCUGGUUGGAUAACUCAGGAUUUUUCUAGUAUGGUAAAAUUACCUCCCCAUUCAGAGAUUGCUAUAAUCUCUCUCUCUGUAUAUAUGUGUAUUAAUAUAUAUAUAUAUAUAUAUAUAUAUAUCUCAUUCCAUGUGUCACAUCCCAUAUCUCAUUCCUCUUUCUCGCUGCAGCAGUGCACUGCCAUGAGUCAAUGAACGAAGCUAGUGUCUAUGUUUAUAUCUCUAGUUUAUGUGUCUGCAAUAACAGGAGGAAAAACAGGUGUCCGUUAUCGGAACUGCAGAAGUCAGUUGACAACGUUGGCAGGUAGGGGUCGGGGAUAAAAUUGAUACAGCAUGGUAUUGCAAUAUUUUUUUGUGUGGCAGUAUCGUAUCAUUACAAUGAUGGUAAGCAUCAAUUUUUUAAUUAUAUACAUUGAUAUUAUAAAUACAAAUUAAACUUUCGGUAGCCUAUUAGAACAACAUAAUCAGUUGCGUUGUCAGUUCACUAGACACGUUUUGCUGCAACAAAAAUGGCUGAAGUGAGAUGAACAGCCUGAAAACAUAUACACUUUUAAGAAUACUGUUUGUGGUGGAAACACUCGUGUCUAGGUACCAUGUCUGAAGGGUUACUGUAGCAAUGGUCAUUUACCUUAACAGUAACAUUCAGCUCCCUGGCAAACUGCCUCCAGCCAUAGAUAGAAGCAUGGCGUCUGACAAAACAGCCAGUUAGGACACCUCUUUCAUCAGCUCAAAUACAAAGUGUUGUCAUAUUAGCGUAGUUUUAGUUUUCUUGUAAGACUUGCUCUGCCAUGUCUCACACAAACAUUUUCGUAAACAAACAAAUUAUGUCGCUCUGGCCUGCCCACCUCUACUGAAAUUUGAUUUCCUCGGCAGACCAGACACUGGUGGCUCCAUUAGGCCAUGUGGAAACAUAUUAUAUUCAUCACAUUGUCAUAUUGCUCAUUACUAAUGCUAUAUGAGUUGAAUUUAGUGCCGUGACGCCUUUACUGAUGUAGCCUACGUUUAAUUUGCAAGAAUGUGUCAUGACAGGGGCGUCGGUGGCUUAGUGGUAGAGCAGGCGCCCCACGUACAAGGCUGUUGCCGCAGCGGCCCGGGUUCAACUCCAGCCUGUGGCCCUUUGCUGCAUGUCACUCCCUCUCUCUCUCCCCCCUUCACGCUUGUCUGUCCUAUACAUUAAAGGCUAAAAAGCCCCCCAAAAUAUCUUAAAAAAAAAGAAUGUGUCAUGACAAAUGCCGAUUUCAGCUUAUGGACCAGCAAAACCAGAAAUCGAUCCAACACUAAUAAUGGUAGCAGUAACAGGCGAUCCAGCUUUAAAAGUGCUGUUUUUUUUUAAGUGCUGUGUGUCUAAUCUAAUUUAUGCUAUUUAAUGUAUGAAUAACACUGUACCACAUUUUAUUAUCAAUCAAUCAAUCAAUUUUAUUUAUAAAGCCCAAUAUCACAAAUCACAGUUUGCCUCACAGGGCUUUACAGCAUACGACAUCCCUCUGUCCUUAUGACCCUCACAGCUGAUCAGGAAAAACUCCCCAAAAAACCCUUUAACGGGGAAAAAACGGUAGAAACCUCAGGAAGAGCAACUGAGGAGGGAUCCCUCUUCCAGGACGGACAGACGUGCAAUAGAUGCUGUACAGAACAGAUCAACAUAAUAAAUUAACAGUAAUCCGUAAUGCCUCUGCACCGGCAGUAGUCUGACUGGGGGCAUUAUGUUUUGUGCUUGUUAUGUCACAAGCCCAAGUGCCUUACAUGACAUUUACUCUGUCAGUGUGUUUCAAGCUGUGGGUGCUUUACUUGAUGUCCAAGGACAAGACUAGAUAAAUGGCCUAAACUGCUUUGCUUUGAUCCGCCUGCUAUCCGUCAUGUUUCUCUGUUCAUUUAUUCAAAUUUUUCCUUUUUGUAUAAUUUGAAUGAACGGAAUACUAUAAUUUAAAAUAACUCCCCAAUUUUAAUCUCCUGAAACCUUGUGUCCUCAUAUGAGGACAUCACAUUUGGGUUUACUUGACCUUACACUUCAUUCUACUUAACUUAGACCUUUUGUCCUCAUUCAUAGACACGUUUUUGUGCUAUCUAGUGGUAGAAAGACCACAAUAAAACAAGAUGGCAGCCAUCUCUGCCAAGUCAGUCUGCAGCCGAUCCUGACACAGAAGUGGACAGUGUCCAAAAUCUGAUCAGAUUUAAUGGUUGAAACUUUUUUAUUUAUGAUUAAUAAUGUUUACAGUUUGAUAUGGCGACACAUUUUUACCAAUUUUAGCAACAGUAACAAGCUAAGACACUGUUAAUUAUUAAGUAGUCAUUUGAGGACAUUAGGCCCGUUUCCACUGAAGAAGUUUAUUUUUUUCACGGGCCAUUUUGGGAGUUUUUUUUACAUGGCGGCGAAAGCUAUAUGAACGAGCUAAUCCUCAUCUGCUGAGUUUUAAAAAUGCUGGCUAUUUUGUUGCUUUCUGUCGACGUCACAUCCCUCCUUGAGUAUAUCCAAUCAGCACCAAGUAACCCCCAAGCCCCAGCCAGGACUCUCUCGGGGCCGUUCUGAGUACCUACUCCGAGGCAGGGACUUGUUUAGCCCCCGUAAAAGUUCCGGAACUCUGUCCUUCGGGGGUGGUUCCUGCGGUGGAGACGCACCAACAGCACCGGCCCCGUAAAAUUACCCCGAAGUUCCUGCGGUGGAAACGGGCCUGUUGGGACUUAAUUAAACAUUGUUGAGUUUUUUAUAUUUAUUGGGUCCUACUGAUCCCAAAUAGCUAGGAAAAAUUAAACAUGCAUAAAAAACAAAAGUUCAGGUCUCAGGAGAUUAAACAAGACUUAAUUUCAGCUGGAGGUGAUGUCCACUGCUGGACUUACUGAAAUAUGAUUCUGUGUGUACAUUAGCUUUGUUUUUGUUAUUCUACAGCUGAGUGUAGAAAGGUUGCAUUACUUCGCAAUUCAGCUUGUCAGUCUCUGUGUCUUUAUUUUGCUUCUUUUUGAUGCAAACUUAUUGUAUUGCUUUGUCUUUUUAUACUGUUUGCUUAUUUUGCUCUUUGUUUUUUACUUAUUUCAUGACUUGUUUUUUUCUUUUUACUGAUGUACUUAUAUAUAUUGGUUUGUGUUUUAUUCUGCUGCUACUGCUUCCUGUUUGCACUAUGCCUCUGCUGCUGUAGUGUUGCAAAUUUCCCGGCAGUGGGACGAAUAAAUGCGUAUCUUGUCUUGCCUUGUUUAGCUUAAUUGUUGGUGUUUCUCAAAGUCAAGGAUCCUUCCUUGGUAGGACGAGUCCUUUCAAGACUUCCACUGGUGAAUGUUUAACUAGCUUGUGCUAUGCUGCUCCUCAGGCUUUCUGGGCCUCAACCUAAGUUCCUCCUCUUCUCUCUUGUGCCAUUACCUUGGGACCAGUAGCCAAUCAGACCAACUGUAUAUAAAGGCUGAGGAGCUGCUCAGCUGGCUCCCUGUUUUGCUGCCAUGUGUUGGCGAGCCACUUUGAAGUAGCAGUCCAGAGCUCUUUGUGACUUUUUAUAAACUUGUGAAGGCAGAGAUUGUUGUGAGAUUGAUCUGAGUUCAAGUACUAUUACUUGUCAAACCAAUCUUGUUGUGAAACACAUCAUCGUCAAACCACAGUUGACUGGAAAACAAGCGUUGUUGUUAAAUGUAUCUUUGUGAGGUCUCUUGUCACCUGUUAAGCUAAUUCACAUUGGCUCUGUAGGGGAGAGCUGCCAGUAUUGUUGCCCUCUUUCUCUCCCGGUUAGGGAGCAAACCAUAGGAUUGCACUUUCUUUUUUUUUCUGACAGUCAGUUACCUCUGGGGUUUUGUUUGUUAUUUUGGCUUGAGCUCUUCUUUGUGUUCUUUUAUGCUUCCUUAACUGGCAAUAAAAAGGUUAAACAACA